AUGCCGAUUCCCAGCUCAGCAUUGGCCAGCAUUCGAGCAGGCGAGCACGAGAGCGAUGCCAUCAAAUUGAGUUGGCCCGUCGCUCCACUAUCUCCUAGGAUUGCCGAGGCUAAGGCGUCGUUGAUGCAGGAUGACCAGGUUUCCAACUUGCAAGAGACAAGACUUGGGCUUGAUAUCUUUGACAUCGCAAACAGCACCGACGCCGAGUGGGCCGCGAAAAUUGGCACCGCGAGCGCCGCCUUAAGAUCAAGAGAGGUGUCAGAGGUAGAUUCGAUGCCAGAUGUUCGCUUUGCCGACUGCAAGUGGGACUUCUUUCUGAGCUACAUGCCGGAAGGGGAAGAGGCGAUCCAUGAGAUUCACGAAGCUCUGCCUGAACGGUUCCAGGGCGCCACUUGCUGGCUGGAUUCACAGCAAGGUUCCUGGGACCGUUCCGUUCGGAGUGGCAUCGCCUACUCCAGAAAUGUCGUGGUCUUCCUCACCAGAGGAGCAACUGAAAGCGAGAAGUGGCAGAGGGAGAUGGCGAUUGCCCUUGAGGCCAAACGAAACAUUGUCCUCUUUGGAGAGACAGAUGAGAAGAAAGGGAAGCCGAGCAUCGAUGAACUAAUUCACCAAUGCCCGCAAAACCUGAAGUGCAUUUUCCACCAAAACGUGAUCAUCCCCUACUUCAGCGACCCGGCCUUCCGUUCCGUGUCCUUCGACAAGAUGGCCCGUGUGUUGGCACAGAAUCCGGAGCUUGAGUCGCUGCGCGCGCCCAAGCAGAAGAAGAAAGACAUGGUCUACUUCCACCUGGGCCACGAUGCCGAAGAUGCCGAAGUCUUCCCCAUCAUCUUCAGACGGUUUGCUGCGGUCUGUGGACUGCCACUUCCUGGCAGCAGCACAUGGGCAAUCCGCUGGUCGAAGCUUUGA
Molecule: messenger RNA, 906 nt
Organism: Effrenium voratum
Lineage: Eukaryota; Dinophyceae; Suessiales; Symbiodiniaceae
Source: the annotation of a GenBank genome assembly